GACUGCAUCCUUUCCAGUGUCCGCAGUGGGAGAAACAUCUUGUUUGCACUCAGGGUAGAUGCUGAUGAGAAUACUGCACAAGGGUAACUGUGACAGCUCGCGUCCUUUGCCUUGUCAGUCUGAAUGCUCACAUUCACUGGAAGGACGACCCACGAUGCGGGCAAGCCUUUCUUGGGGACUUGUUCUCGCGCUGACGCUACCGCGCACAUGCACUUGGAAACUCAGAUGUCAUGUUUGCUGGUAACAUUUCGUAGGGCCUCGGAGCUAACGAGAGCAAAAUUUGCUCAUAUCUCCCCGGCCCGUUCGCGAGAAAGCCUACAGGGUGCUCAGUACCUUGGUCCACAAUUGUUUAAAGGCCGGACGCUACAUUUACUCCUUUUGAACACGCCAUCAGUGCAGUGACAUCGCGGUAAGCCCU
Serpula lacrymans var. lacrymans S7.9 is the source of this 418-nucleotide messenger RNA. RefSeq lists its product as uncharacterized. NCBI's taxonomy places the organism in Eukaryota, Fungi, Basidiomycota, Agaricomycetes, Boletales, Serpulaceae. The transcript has 3 exons. The record is from RefSeq and is a predicted model, not a curated record. Bases 124 to 402 code for a protein of 92 amino acids.